ACAACUCUCGGUGGGGAUCGAAUGUCAGUUUGGGGACAAAAAUUCAACCUCAAUUGCUGCCUCAACUCCCAAGAACGUCUUACUCACGCUCCAAGAACUGUAUGGUUUUCUGGUUCUUUCCUUGUGUCUUGAGAGGAGAUGUUGUGACUGUUGUCGUCAACCCUGGCGCUGGUUGCUGUUGUUCCUGAUCAGCUGCAGUGCAAGGACUUUUCGAGGCAUAUUGACGUUGGACAGCGUGGUGGUUGUGAGCUUGGAACCGCUCGGUUGAGGUUUCCGAACCGUGUGGGUUGACUCCAGGCUGUGGAGAUCGUGACCACCCACAUUGUUUUGUGAAUGAUACAACGCCGUACGUAUGACGCUUUUGUGUGAUUAUUUGCGGAGAAUGGCCAAAACGGUAAAACGCAGCAACGCAAACAUGAACAGUGCGGCAGCGGCGGUGGCUGUGCUCAUGCUCGUAGCAUCAGUUACCGACACCGCUUCCGCUAAGGAGUACACAGUGGGCGGCACCACUGGCUGGGACUACGCACCCACGACGUCCUUCUACUCCGAGUGGUCCAACAAACUCAGAAUCGUCCCUGGUGACAAGAUUGUGUUCAAGUAUAUGCCGACUGCGCACAACGUGCAAGAAGUGACAGAGGCUGACUAUGCUGCUUGCAAUAGCAUGAACCCCAUCACGGAAUACCAAUCAGGUAACGACAUCGUCACGCUUCCCAAACAAGGCACCCAUUACUACAUCUGCGGAGUCCUGGGCCACUGCACUGAGGGCGGCAUGCGUAUGAAAGUCACGGUGGUCGCCGAUGAUUCUCUCAAUUCAGCGGCACCUGCAGGGAGUCUGCCUUUGCCCCAAGCGAGCACCCCACAGACAGGGGCUUCCAGCACUAGCGGAUUGGCUCGUCGGGGUGGUGACCAUGCAAAUUCCCCAGCGAUCCCACCCAUUUCUACUGCAGGUCACUCCGCGGCACAGAUCUCGGCCAAGCCGAAGAGCCUUAGUGGGAUGGCGGUUCUGUGGAGUGUCGGUGCUGCAGCCCUGGAGUUCAUAGUCGGUGUAGGAAUCAACGAGGUCAACGUUCACGGACAUAAGCGUUUGCACAAUGUUUCUUGAUUUGUGGUACUCCAUCGAAUAUGAAGUUUCAUGAUCUUGAUUGACAUGUUGUGACCCUGUGUUCCUAUUUCAUACUAUUGAAUUACUAAAGUUUUGGUUUCCAUUUA
Molecule: messenger RNA, 1209 nt
Organism: Physcomitrium patens
Lineage: Eukaryota; Viridiplantae; Streptophyta; Bryopsida; Funariales; Funariaceae
Product: early nodulin-like protein 14
Cellular component (GO): plasma membrane
Molecular function (GO): electron transfer activity
Source: RefSeq, a predicted model, not a curated record